Molecule: messenger RNA, 1607 nt
Organism: Halichondria panicea
Lineage: Eukaryota; Metazoa; Porifera; Demospongiae; Suberitida; Halichondriidae
Exons: 6
Coding region: 60-1460 (466 amino acids)
Source: RefSeq, a predicted model, not a curated record
CACAAUGCCGUGAAGUGUCUUGCUGUCCAGCGCUCUGAGUCAGUCCGCUUGUCUCCACGAUGACUAAACCUUGUGUACAGUAUGUAAUACUUGGAGUAUUGAUUGCCAUAGCCUGGACUAUUGUGACCUUGCCUAUUAUACUCUAUCACCUACCAGUGAGUAUGAUGGACCAUACAGUGUAUAGUAACAGAUCUACUGAAGGAAAAGGGAGAUCUCCAUUUAAUUACACAAUGGAUAAUGUUGCAGCAGUAAAUGAAAGCUGCCCUCUCUGUUUCGAGAACUUCUAUUGCAAGCCUGGCAGUCAUAGCUGUGUCCCAAACUGUGAUUGGACGGAGUACACAGAGCCAACCAAUACCAUCAUCAACGUGUUUGUGAUUGUCAUAUGCUCCAUGAGUGUACUGUUUGGAGUGCUCACACUUACCCUUGCAGUUGUCCGGCGGAACAGAAUGUGUAGCUUCCCUUCCGUAAUUGUCAUCUAUCAAACUGUGGCAGCACUCAUUAUCUCUAUAUUUGUCCUAUUGGGGUACAUGAACCAGAAGUCUCUCUAUUGCUGGGCGAGCAAUGACCUCGCUGAAAGUGUGACACAUUCGACACCUUUCUGUGUCAUCUCAGGCAUCGCGAUCCUUUAUCUACUCAUGUUCUUAUCUCUGUGUUGGAUUUGCCACAUUUCAAUUAUGUACUGGAAACUGCAGUUUCCAUUUCAUGCUCGGAACUUUGCAAUUGAUGGCAAAAUGAAGUACAUUCACAUAAUGUGUGUAAUAGCCAUCAUAUUGUUAUCCUCUGUUCCUAUCAUUUCCAUCAUCCUGGUGGACUGGAGGCAAAGACAGAAUGGUGAAAAUGUCAUGGGCACUCUCGGCUUUGGAAUCACUCGCUUUCAACCCAUUACAUGCACUGCCAUGAAUCGUAACAGUCUCUAUUACUCUCUGGUCCUGCCCAUCAACCUGAUGGUCCCUGUGGGAGUCACUCUACUCAUUCUCAUUCUAUGGAUCAUACAUAAGAACUACAAGAUGAGCAAGGAAACGGAUGAGAAACAAGGAAUCAAGAUCAGUUCAGCUGAGAGCAAGAUCUUGUUCAUCCUCUGCUACUAUGUUGUCAUGACGGUGAUAGCGCUGAGUGGUCUCACCAUUAUCAGUUGGAAGGGCCCAGCGUUUGUACAAGCUUACUUCCAUUACUUCCUCUGUGAGAGAGCCGGCUAUAAUCCCGACAGUCCGUGUGAUAGGUCAAAGAUAGAUGAUCUACAUCAAGCAGGGCUGGUUGCUAUCUCCUUCAUAUUUGUGGGACUUUUCCCAGUCAUCAAUUUUAUUUUUACGGCCAAUUUCAGAGAAAUUGCGAAUGCUCUGACCAAGUGUUGCCAUCGGAAACAGGAGAUUGAGAGAAACAAGGAGAGACAGUCUCUGAUAACCAAGGACUCUGUUAAGUCUCACUCAGACACCGAGUAUUCCACUGAACAUGAAGACUAACAAACGAAUGAACAAUAACAAUUUAGUUAAUAAAUUGAACAUCAUGAGAUAAUUAUUGAUAAGAAAAUUAAUGUGUUUUGGUAAGAGAGUUCAAAAUGUUUUGAUAAAAAAGAGUGUUCAAAUUAUUAUGUUCUGCUGAGUCUCAAA